Hypomesus transpacificus is the source of this 1393-nucleotide messenger RNA. RefSeq names its product dnaJ homolog subfamily C member 9-like. Bases 146 to 880 code for a protein of 244 amino acids. Gene Ontology annotation, cellular component: nucleus; cytoplasm. The record is from RefSeq and is a predicted model, not a curated record. The transcript has 5 exons. NCBI's taxonomy places the organism in Eukaryota, Metazoa, Chordata, Actinopteri, Osmeriformes, Osmeridae. Gene Ontology annotation, molecular function: heat shock protein binding.
ACACCGUGACGUGUUUUUGACAGGAAAAUAAGCGCGCCGAAAUGCGGAUCGAGUGGUAGCGGUUCUUGUUGUUUAUUUUAGGCAGCUGAUAUUUCCUAGUUACUAAUAUCAAAGCCUAUCAAAUAUCGUCUUUAAACUGAAAAAGAUGGGUCUAUUCGACCAGUGUCGGGAGCUGUUCAAAACCGCCUGCUUGUACGAAGUUCUAGGAAUUACAAAGGAGGCGACUGAUGCGGAGAUCCGCCGUAGUUACUAUAAAGUGUCAUUACAAGUCCACCCUGACCGCGCGCCAGAAGACCCAGGGGCGACAGAGAAAUUCCAGGUGCUUGGAAAGCUGUAUGCCGUGUUGAGUGACCAGGAGCAGAGGCGGCUGUAUGACGAGCAGGGAGCGGUGGACGAAGGCGAUGAUUUGUUGACUCACGACCGCUGUUGGGAGGAGUACUGGAGACUGCUGUUCCCUAAGAUCACCGUUCAAGACAUCCAGGACUUUGAGAGGACGUACAAAGGCUCGGAGGAGGAGAGGGAGGAUGUGAUGCAGCUUUACGAGCAGCAUCAGGGGGAGAUGGAAGCCAUCUUGGCCUCGUCGCUGUGCUGCUCCCAGGAGGAUGAGUCCAGGCUCGCUGACAUCAUCCACGCCGCCAUCCAGGCUGGCGAGGCCACCUCCCACCCUGCCUUCACCCAGGAGGACGACAGGAAGAGGCUGGCACGCAAGCAGAAGGCUGAUGAAGAGAGAAAAGAGGCAGAAGAGAUGCAGAGAGAGAUGGGCCUGAGAGCAGAGGGUGACAGUCUGGUCAUGAUGCUACAGCAAAGGCAGAAAUUGCGAGAGCAGAGCUUCCUGUCUGACCUGGAGGCCAAAUAUUCCAAGAAAGGAGCGAAGAAGUGAAAACAGCCAUCGAAACACCUUCAACACUGAUAACUGUUCACUGAAAACACACACGUUUUGAUUAAAGUUUGUCAGUGUCAAUUGACACAUAUUUAUUACAAUAUGGUUUUGGUACACAUCUUGAGUUAUUUUUGUAGCGAGGGAUGGAUGUUUGGCUUGAAAGGUAUAUGUAGGGGGGGGGGUUGUAAUUGAGACAUGGGGUUAAGGCCAAUUCCAGUGCCAAUUUCUUUAGUUGGCUUAACUUUUUCUUUCCACAUGAUCCUCAAGCUUGACCAGUACCACAAGAAACCAUUUAAUGAAAUGCCCCAAAAACGACAACAAAAGUGCAUUGGUAACUGUAGUGAUUCUCAUAACAGAACAUUUCAUAUUGCACAAGGCUGCAUCAACACACCUAUCUGAAGCAAGGGGCCAGUUGGUGCUAGACUGCAGGAGGCCAGCUGUCUGACGUGAGGGGAAACUCCAGGAGACUGUCUCUUUCUGAGGGACUGGAACUGGGGCGCUUAACCCUGCUUA